UAUUAACGCGCGACCGGGGACACAACUCGGUGUGAUAUUUAUUUAUUAUUUAUUGUAGUUUCUUUUUUAAUUUACCAUGCUUGGUUUGUGCCUUUACGUCCCCGUGUCCAACUCGGACCCGGUCGAAGUGGAAUAUUUCGAGUCUAACGGCCUGCCGUCGGAGCUGAAGUCGCUCUUUAACAAACUGAGCGUGUUUCUUCCGUCCCAGGAGUUUUCAACCUACCAAAGAUGGCGAAAGAAAACCUUUAAAAGUGAAGAAAAUGACUCAGACGGCCAGCUGGACUUUGAGGAGUUUGUUCACUAUCUGCAAGACUAUGAGAAAGACCUGAAGCUUGUGGUGAAGAGUCUCGACAAGAAAAAUGCGGGACGCGUUGAUCCCAAAGAGUUCAUACAGUCCCUCCGUGACCUUGGCGUUCAUAUUUCCCAGCAGCAAGCCGAAAAAGCCCUUAAGAGCAUGGAUAAGAAUGGAAUGAUAACAAUUAGCAGCAAAGACUGGAGCAACUACCCCAUGGUGGAGAAGACCGAGAACAUUCCUGAGAUUAUCCUGUACUGGAAGCACUCCACGAUAUUCGAUGUGGGUGAGAACCUGAUGGUCCCCGAUGACUUCACCAUGGAGGAGAAGCUGACCGGCAUGUGGUGGAGGCACCUGGUUGCCGGUGGAGGAGCCGGAGCUGUUUCUAGGACCUGCACUGCCCCCCUGGACCGACUCAAAGUCAUGAUGCAGGUUUACGGAUCCAGAACCAACAACAUGUGCAUCAUGACUGGACUGAUGCAGAUGAUCAAAGAAGGCGGCACGAGGUCGCUGUGGCGAGGGAACGGCGUGAACAUCAUCAAAAUCGCCCCCGAGUCGGCGCUGAAGUUCAUGGCUUACGAGCAGAUUAAGCGUCUAAUCGGCAGCGAUAAGGAGACUCUGAGCAUCUUGGAGAGAUUUGUCGCGGGAUCUUUGGCUGGAGUGAUCGCUCAGAGCACCAUCUACCCCAUGGAGGUGCUGAAAACCCGUCUGGCUCUGAGGACAACCGGUCAGUACGCCGGCAUCUCAGACUGCGCCAAGCAGAUUUUCAGGAGAGAAGGACUCGGAGCGUUUUAUAAAGGUUACAUCCCGAACAUGUUGGGAAUCAUCCCCUAUGCCGGCAUCGACCUGGCAGUGUACGAGACUCUGAAGAACACCUACCUGCAGCAGUACGGCACCAACAGCACCGACCCGGGCGUCCUCGUCCUGCUGGCCUGCGGCACCGUCUCCAGCACCUGCGGUCAGCUCGCAAGCUACCCGCUGGCGCUGAUCCGAACCCGCAUGCAAGCACAAGCUGCGACGGAGGGCAGCCAGCAGCAGCCGACGAUGAGCGGCCUGUUCAGGCAGAUCCUGCAGACUGAGGGUCCGACGGGCCUCUACAGGGGCCUCGCGCCAAACUUCCUCAAAGUGAUCCCCGCCGUCAGCAUCAGCUACGUGGUGUACGAACACCUGAAGACCCAGCUGGGGGUGACGUCACGCUGAAACCUGCUGCUUCGAAGCUUCGAACGCCAACACCUCAACCCCCCCCAGUUAACCCCCAGGGCUCGCGCUAGGAAUCCCCGGGACCCUCCGGAGGUUCAGGAGCCACCUCAUUCUGUGAAUGUCAGCUGACGAAAGACGAGAAAGGACGCUGGAAAGGCCAAAGUGGAAGAUAUGGACUCUGUGAGCUCACGUUGUCGGGACUGCGACUGCUGCUAUUUAUGUUUUUAGAAGGAGCUGAGGAAUGAAAAUCAGGGACCAAUGUUUGUCUUUUGGUUGUGUUUUUUUGCUCUUCUUGCGUCUGGGUUUUGUUUCACGACGCUGCAAAGCUUUGCUUGGUCACUUUAAUGUGCGCCAGCUGCUGGAAGAGUAACUGGGCAGAUCUAGCAUUAACAAUAAGCUUCGUUCUUCAACAGUUCUGCCUUGAAAUGAUUGUGUGUUUCCACAAAUGAGAGGAUUUUGCACAUGGGUUUGAUUUCUCUCCACCCCCGUCCCGGAUGAAUGAGUAUUUAUUCCCACCCGUCCUGUAUUUAUUUAUUAUUGUUUUUCUUUAGAGGAAAGAGAAGGUGGAGGUUUAGUUCAUAUCUGAAGAGCCAUAAAGAAAUUCAGGGUGCGGAGUCGACACCAGACAAAGCCUUAAAAUCUGUCAAACACUAAACGUCUGGUGCAGUGUUUUGGAGACGGGGUUGGAGUUUCUGAGUCUCUGUUCAUGUGUACCGAAGCCCUUGUGUGUUUUUUUAAAUGUCUUUAAAGGUUCACCUCAGGUUUAAGGGCAAGAUUAUAGUUUAAUUCACUGACAAGCACAAGUGUUGGAAAGAAAAGGGCUUCUCGAGGAGACGAGCAACAUAAUGCACUUUAAUCAAAGCUACAAGGGCCUCGGAGCGACUGUUGUAUCAGUACAGGGUGAAAUUCUUUUGUAAAGAGUUUUAGUGUUAUUUUAAUGGACCAUCUUGAUGCAAAUAAAUGCAAAUUGUUGUAAAAGAUGA
Messenger RNA from Stegastes partitus (bicolor damselfish), 2475 nucleotides. RefSeq names its product solute carrier family 25 member 25a (gene slc25a25a). Gene Ontology annotation, biological process: transmembrane transport. The record is from RefSeq and is a predicted model, not a curated record. Gene Ontology annotation, cellular component: mitochondrial inner membrane. Gene Ontology annotation, molecular function: calcium ion binding. The transcript has 10 exons. The coding region runs from base 77 to 1492 and encodes 471 amino acids. NCBI's taxonomy places the organism in Eukaryota, Metazoa, Chordata, Actinopteri, Pomacentridae.